AUGUGCAUAUUUCAGGCAUUUCAAAUGGCCAUUCAUAGCAGCACUGCUGCAUGUGUCUCUAUCCCAUGGACAUCCAUUUUCAUGGGCGUAUUUGAGGCAUUCCAGGUGACCAUUAACUUACAAAUGGCCAUUUCGAGCAGCAUUGAUGCAUGUGUCAUUUCCCCAAACACAGCCGUUUUCAUGGGCAUAUCUCAGAAUUUCCAAAUGGCCAUUUUCAGCAGCAGCUGCACAUGUAUCAGCAUUCCAUUGACAUCCAUUUUCAUGGGCGUACUUGAGGCAUGCCAAAUGGCCAUUCACCGCAGCCUGGGUGCAUGUGUCAUUUCCCCAAACACAGCCGUUUUCAUGGGCAUAUCUCAGAAUUUUCAAAUGGCCAUUCCCAGCAGCUGCAGCAAUUGUAUUACGAUUCCAUGGACAGCCGUUUUCAUGGGCGUACUUGAGGCAUUCCAAAUGGCCAUUUUUAGCAGCAGCUGUACAUGUAUCAGCAUUCCAUUGACAUCCAUUUUCAUGGGCGUACUUGAGGCAUUCCAAACGGCCAUUCACCACAGCCUCGGGGCAGGUGCGUUGAUCCCACGGACAGCCAUUUUCAUGGGCAUAUCUCAGAAUAUCCAAAUGGCCAUUUCUGGCAGCAGCUGCACAUGUAUCAGCAUUCCAUUGACAGCCAUUUUCAUGGGUGUACCUCAGAAUAUUCAGGUGGCCAUUUCUGGCAGCACUACGGCAUGUGUCCUCAUCCCAUGGACAGCCCUCUCUACGGGCAUAUUCUAG
This is a messenger RNA of Seminavis robusta, 762 nucleotides long. NCBI's taxonomy places the organism in Eukaryota, Bacillariophyta, Bacillariophyceae, Naviculales, Naviculaceae. The record is from the annotation of a GenBank genome assembly.